AUGCUGUAUAUGCUGCUGUCGGUAGUGCUGGGAAAGAGCUGGAUCAAGAUGAACAAGGUGGAGAAGAACAAGUUUACCUGCACGACUAUGUCGAGUGUGCAUGCGGUUGUCCUCAUGAUCUACGCUGUUGAUGCGGUGCUCGAUGGAUGGUCUCGCCAUGGCUCCAUCAUGUGGCACUCGGCAGAGGCCUACGCCGGCGACAUCGCCUUUCUCACGCAGUUUACUGCCGGCUACUUUCUGCAUGACACAUUCAAUCAGCUCUACUACAACUGGGGCACGUCUGGUGUUCGGGACAUGCUCGCUCAUCACGGGUUCUUCCUCUCUGGCUGCGCCCUGCUUCUCUUCUAUCGCGUCGGCGCAUGGCUGCCGAUGCUCUGGUCGCUGACCGAGAUCUCGACUCCGUUCAUCAACUUGAGAGUCUUGCUGAGCCUCAUCGGCUUCAAGGACCACCCAGUGUACAUGUACAAUGGACUGGCUAUCCUGCUGACGUUUACUGGCCGCGUCGCCGUCUCGCUCUACAUUGUCUACCUCCUCGCGACAAAAGCGACGGAGCUCCGCGCCGCCGCGCCGGUCCUCUUCUACGCCCAGACCGCGGCGUCGUUCCUCAUGACGGGUCUCAAUCUCACAUGGUACUCGAAGAUCUGCUCCAUGUCAUACUAUCGGGUGUUCGGCAGCAAGUCCAAGUCGGAGUAAACGAGGCAAUGAACGAG
Messenger RNA from Thecamonas trahens ATCC 50062, 710 nucleotides. RefSeq lists its product as uncharacterized. Bases 1 to 693 code for a protein of 230 amino acids. The transcript has a single exon. Gene Ontology annotation, cellular component: endoplasmic reticulum; membrane. The record is from RefSeq and is a predicted model, not a curated record. NCBI's taxonomy places the organism in Eukaryota, Apusomonadida, Apusomonadidae. Gene Ontology annotation, biological process: lipid homeostasis.